Molecule: messenger RNA, 516 nt
Organism: Camponotus floridanus (Florida carpenter ant)
Lineage: Eukaryota; Metazoa; Arthropoda; Insecta; Hymenoptera; Formicidae
Exons: 3
Coding region: 106-516 (136 amino acids)
Source: RefSeq, a predicted model, not a curated record
GAUUGUUUUUUAAAGGCAAAAAAAAAGGAACAUACUUAUAUCCCAAGUGGAUCUGCUGCUGAAGCAUUAAACAGUAAAAAAAAUUCCUUCCGCUUUUAUGAACAGAUGAAGUUUUUAAAUGACGUCAUGGGAAAAGCUCCAACAAGUACUAGUCUACCAUUAAGCAUUCAGAAUGAUGACGAUGAUGAAAAUAUCUCAGUUGAAGCCAGAAACUCUUCAAUGUUAGUGUCCCCACUAACAAGCAGCAGCGUCAUUGCAUCAAGUUCUGAAGAAAGUAAUUUUAAUUCAAAUAGAAAAAGAAAAGCUGACAGAUCGAACAAAGAGUUAAACGAAGAGUUUCAUGACACUGUUAUAAAUGCAUUAAGAGAAACUAAGGAACCUGAUGGUGUUGACGGGUUGUUGUUACUAGGCGAAGGAUUAAGAAAAUUGCCUUAUAGAGCUCGAACUAAAUUAGAAAUGAAAUUUCUUGCAAUGUUGAUGGAGGAACAAGAUAAAUUGCAUGAUCUGCUAAUAUAA